AGAACACUUAAGGCCCAUGAGAAAGAUCGCGCUAAACUUCCUACCUAUAAACCAAAACCGGCCAUGGCAGCCUUUUCCACCAACCGCCACCUAUCCAAACGAUGUCGUGGCAUGACUCCUCCUGACCCCUGCUGUGUCUACCUCACCAUUGCCAUAUUUGGUCUCAAUUUUUAUGAGGUUGCCUUGUAAAUCUAGAUUCUUCUGGAACGUCCAUUAACCCGGCCACUCGUGUCCCGCUGUACGCCUGUGGCCCUAGAACCAACUCCCUUAACCUCGAAGUUAUCCUCCGAUCAUAUCCAAUUUCAAAUUAGACACCCUGACUAUCACUCUCUCCGAUUCUACCUUUCUUGCAAAUUCAAGCAAAGAGUUUUGGUAGCUGCUGAGGUACUAUGGCAAAUGAGUACUCUAAUGAAGGCUCCAGUACAAGCCAUGUUUCUGGGGAAGGUUCGGAUGCAACUGUAGAGAUCAAUAUCAAGACCUUAAAUUCUCAGAAAUACAGUUUUCAGGUCAACAAAAAUAUGCCAGUUUCCGUAUUCAAGGAGAAAAUAGCGAAUGAAAUUGGUGUUCCGGUGAGUCAGCAACGGCUGAUUUUCAGGGGAAGGGUCUUGAAGGAUGAACACCUCCUUUCUGAAUAUCAAGUGGAAAAUGGCCAUACGCUGCACUUGGUUGCAAGGCAGCCUGCACAACCACAACAUUCAGCUGAUACAAGCUCUGGGGAUACAACCAGGAAUAAUGGAAAUAAUGCAAGCGCUGGUGCCCCCCGAAACCGCAUUGGGCCCAUAUCUCACAGUGUAGUUCUUGGGACAUUUAAUGUUGGGGACCAAGGGGGAGGCAUUGUUCCAGACCUCAAUCAGGCUAUUGGGGCUGUUCUGAACUCGUUUGGAAUUGGUGGCCAGGCAGCAACCAACAGCAUAGGUGGCAUGCUAUUAUCAAAUAUGCCAAAUGUUACUGGUCAAGCUUCUCAGGGAAGUGAAACCGGUGCAUCACGUGGCAAUAUUGGUGGUCAAAGCCCCGCAGGAAAUCAAACACAGUUUGGCCAUCCAUUUCAAUCAGCACCUCAAGUUGUGCAAGUUCCUCUGACUGCUGCUAUAACUGUUCCUUCACUUCAUUCGCCAAUUCCUGAUUCCUUGAACACACUUUUAGAGUUCAUUACGCGCAUGGAGCGGGUGCUGGCACAAAAUGGUGAUGAUUGCAAAAGUAAUCUGCCAAAUACAUCAGCAGCCAGCAUCGGAGAUCCACCAAGGGUAGAAUUACCUUCUAAUGCACGGGGCUUGCCAACACCUGAAGCUUUGAGUAUUGUCCUGCGUCAUGCAGAACAGCUUCUUAGUGGUCCCACAACAGCUGCAUUAUCUCGUAUUGCAGGACGUCUGGAACAAGUGGUUUCCUCUACUGAUCCUGCGAUAAGGGGCCAAAUUCAGUCAGAAUCAAUGCAAGUUGGCCUUGCAAUGCAACAUCUAGGUUCUCUUCUUCUAGAACUUGGUCGCACAAUCUUGACAUUGAAUAUGGGACAAUCACCUGCACAAUCUUCUGUAAAUGCUGGGCCUGCUGUUUAUAUUUCCCCAUCAGGGCCUAAUCCCAUAAUGGUCCAGCCCUUUCCUCUUCAAACCAAUUCCCUUUUUGGUGGUUCGGUUCCACCAUCAAAUCCCGUUGCAUUUGGCCCUGUUGGUAUUGGAAAUGCUCCAAGGCAUGUAAACAUUCAUAUACAUGCUGGGACCUCGUUGGCAUCAGUUAUUCCGGCCAUAGGUAACAGGACAAGUAGUACAGGGGUGCAGGGCGAACAUGGUAAUACUGCCAGUUCAGGUGUUUCAGGCCCAGAGCAGGUGCUACCAGUGAGAAAUGUUGUUGUAGCAACAGUCCCGUUACGCUCUGCUGGUGUUACAGUUGCUGCACAACCUGGUCUUGGGCUUUCUCUGUCACAGCCACCUUCUGAUUCCAUGUCAUUAAGCUCUAUAGUGAAUGAAAUAAACUCGCAACUGAGACAACUUUCUGGCAAUAUGCAGGAGGGAAACCAGCCUGCGUCAGGCUCCAUUGGAUCUGAUGCUGGUAACAAUCCAACUAACUCAGAGAUGAAUAGCACUGUGUUCAAUGGAGUUGGGGAAUCCAGUGUGUCCUUACCUGGGGUUAUGUCAGAACACCAUGGUCAGAAGACACAUGCUGAACAGGUCCAGGUACGUGACAAUGAUCCUUUUAGCUCAAAAGACAUACCAUCUUCUUCAGAGGACAGAUCGUCUUCUCUGAAGUCUGAUGAUACUUCUCAAGAUGUUUCCAGUUCCAGCAGUAAGCAUGAUGUUCCUGACAGCACUAAAGCUGUUCCGCUUGGUUUGGGUUUGGGGAGUUUGGACCACAAGAGACGAACCAAGCAGCCAAAAUCUCUUGUCAGGAGUGUUGAUAGUGAAACAACCAAUACCCAUCCCAAUCAGAACCCAGACACUGGGAUCAUUGGCCAACAGCUUUUACAAUCUCUUGCAUUUCACAGCUCUGGCACAAAUAGAAAUAUCAUGCCCUCAGAUCCAGUAGCCCCCUCUGCUGGGCAGGUCAUGGAGGGUAGACCACCAAUAAAUUUAAGUUCUGAUGGCCAGUUGGACACCGCUAGUGUUGUGUCUCAGGUUUUACAUAGUCCUGUUAUAAACAACUUGUUGACAGGGGUUUCAGAACAAACUGGUGUUGGUUCUCCGAAUGUCUUGAGGAAUAUGUUGCAACAGCUUACUCAGAAUCCCCAAAUAAUGAACACUGUCAGUCAGAUUGCUCAGCAGGUUGACAGCCAAGAUCUUGGAAAUAUGUUCUCAGGUUUAGGAAGUGGCCAAGGUGGCGGAAUUGAUCUGUCAGGGAUGGUCCGACAGAUGAUGCCCGUUGUUUCCCAGGUUCUUGUCCGUGGAUCACCCACUCCCCAGCUGUUUCCUACCCCAGAACCUGAACCCCAGAUGCAAUCCAAUGAGAGGGAAUCAAAUGGAGCUGAAAAUCCUAACAUUCAGAUCAACCUUCAUGAAGUGGCUCAGAGGAUUGAACAGUUUGAUGCACCUCAAGAUGUUUUCCAAGCCAUUGUCGGAAAUGCAGCAAGGUUGAAUGGCAAUGGAAGCAAUGCUGAAGAUAUUCUGCAUGAGUUGAACAACAAUGAGGAUUUAGCCAGUGAUUAUGUAGAGAUGCUGCAGCGUGAUAUUCACCGACGACUUCAGGAUGACUCUGGGGAGGAAAAGUGCUAAUUAUUGUUUUAAGUUAAAAUGGUUUCUGAAAAUUCUCAUAGGGUUACAGAUCCGGACAGAUUUCCAGAAAUCAUCGCCUCCGUUUGGUUUGGUUUGCUUUCAAAUUGUCUUUCGAGCCUGUAGAAUGUUGUGCAGAUCAGGCUUUGGGGCUCGAUGUGCCCCAAAUUGUAGGUGGUUGGCAGAUAGACUUUUUGGGUUAAUUGUGUAUUAAUCGCUGCUUUAAAUAUUAUAAUUACAUAACAUUGAGUUCUGAACAA
Populus trichocarpa (black cottonwood) is the source of this 3457-nucleotide messenger RNA. RefSeq names its product ubiquitin-like domain-containing protein CIP73. Gene Ontology annotation, molecular function: misfolded protein binding; polyubiquitin modification-dependent protein binding. The record is from RefSeq and is a predicted model, not a curated record. Gene Ontology annotation, cellular component: BAT3 complex. The transcript is spliced from 18 exons. NCBI's taxonomy places the organism in Eukaryota, Viridiplantae, Streptophyta, Magnoliopsida, Malpighiales, Salicaceae. The coding region runs from base 390 to 3200 and encodes 936 amino acids.